Molecule: messenger RNA, 1147 nt
Organism: Diabrotica virgifera virgifera (western corn rootworm)
Lineage: Eukaryota; Metazoa; Arthropoda; Insecta; Coleoptera; Chrysomelidae
Product: cuticle protein 19.8-like
Exons: 5
Coding region: 1-1032 (343 amino acids)
Cellular component (GO): extracellular matrix
Source: RefSeq, a predicted model, not a curated record
AUGUAUUCUAAAAUUUUGUCAGUGCUCGCCCUAAUAGCAUUAGCCCAAGCUGGCGUUUUGGACUACAAUCACGGUCAUGCUACAUCAUAUGCUUCAUCAAAUCUUGCUGGAUCAGAACAUGGGCACGGAUAUGCUGCGCCUGUUUUAAGUCAUGCUUAUACUGCUCCAGUAGUCGCUACCCACGGAUAUGCUGCUCCUUCAUUGAGUCAUGGACAUUCUACACACGGUGAUGUAGACUACUAUGCUCACCCCAAAUACGAAUUCAACUACGGAGUUCAAGAUGGCCACACUGGAGACCAUAAAACCCAACAUGAGGUACGUGAUGGUGAUGUUGUUAAAGGCUCUUACACCGUUGCUGAACCUGAUGGUACUCUCCGUACUGUUCACUACACCGCUGAUGACCACAACGGUUUUAACGCUGUUGUAGAAAAAUCUGGACACCCUGUCCAUCCAGCUCCUACCCAUGGACACGGAAGAGUACUCUUAGCCGCCCCCGCUGUUCAACAUGCCCCAUUGAUUUUGUCAGUGCUAGCCAUAGCGGCUGCAGCCCAAGCUGGAGUUUUGGACUAUAGUCAUGGUCAUGCUACCUCAUAUGCUUCAUCAAAUCUUGGUGGACCAGAACAUGGACAUGGAUAUGCUGCUCCUGUUUUAAGUCAUGCUUAUACUGCUCCAGUAGCUGCUGCCCAUGGAUAUGCUGCUCCUUUAUUAGCCCAUGGUCACUCCGCACACCAUGAUGUAGACUAUUAUGCUCACCCCAAAUACGAGUUCAACUACGGCGUUCAAGACGGCCAUACUGGAGACCACAAAACCCAACACGAGGUCCGUGAUGGUGACGUAGUUAAAGGUUCAUACACCGUAGCUGAACCUGACGGUACCCUUCGUACUGUACACUACACCGCUGAUGACCACAAUGGUUUCAAUGCUGUUGUUGAAAAAUCUGGACACCCUGUACAUUCGGCUCCAUCUUACGGACAAGGAAAAGUGCUCUUGGCCGCUCCAGCUGAACACCAUGCUCCAUUAUACCAUCAUUAAGACUUGAAGAAUGCAUGUUGAAUAUUGUUAUUAUAUUUAUUUAUUUUGUCGAUUGAAUUACUGUGUAAUAAAUUUUUUUGUAUAAAUAAAUUGAACUGAAUCUACAAACAUAGUA